Meloidogyne enterolobii is the source of this 1068-nucleotide messenger RNA. Lineage: Eukaryota; Metazoa; Nematoda; Chromadorea; Rhabditida; Meloidogynidae. The record is from the annotation of a GenBank genome assembly.
AUGAGAAAAAAUUUCAAUUAUGUAUUUAGCUCAGAAAUUAAUGUGCCUUUAAGAAUCCGACUGGUCUCACUUUCUGGUUAUUUAACAAGUCAUGGAGAUAUGCAAAGAUAUGCAACACCUUCUGGUUGUAUGUUUGUUCGUUUGACGAUUUAUUGUAAUGGAAGAAUUAUUGGAAGAAGUGUUCAAAGUUCUUUUCGACAAUAUUUACCAACUGGCACAUCUUCUAUUCGAGAUAUUCAAAAAUUUGAUGAAUGGAUAAACCUUCCUGUAAAUUAUUCUGACUUAAACAGGGAUGCUUUGCUUCAUGUAACUUUAUGGGAUGUUGGAACGACUGUUGAACCGGUUUUAAUCGCUCAAUGUGCCAAAAAAUUGUUUUCAAAACAUUCAAUAUUUCGUUCGGGUAUUUUAGAUUUAAAAUUAGAACAAGUAAUUGGGAAAUCUGACAAGACUAAACUGAUAACUGAAAAUCCAAAUUUGGAUUUGAUGAAUAUUCCAACACCUGCAAAACAAGCAGAAUCGUCAGAAGAUGCCAGAGAUUCAACACCUUUACUUAAAAAUAAUGAUGAAAAUUUAAAUAAUAAUCGACAAUUGAAAUGUGGGAUUCCUUUAAAUGAUUUGUUAAAAAAAGAAAAACUUUAUAAUCAAAAAUUUAUUGAUAGAGUUGAUUGGCUGGAUAAAAUUACUUUUGCGAAAUUGGAGGAAAUUAAACAAGAGGCGAAAUCUGACGAUCGUUCUCUCUUUCUAACAAUUGAAUUUCCAAUUGUUCAAGAUUCAGACGAUCUAACAAUUUAUUCGAUAAUUUAUUUUGCUGGAGAAGCUCCUUCUUCUACUGACCACCACCAUUCUCAACAAUUUGAAAAUGAUUUGGAUGUAGAUCCUUUAUUGCCCAAACCUCGAAAUGAAAGACAAGCUGACCCAGAAUUGGAUAUGGAAAAUUUGAGUGAAAUAAAGCACCAUAUGAUGACUAGAAAUGCGAGAGCUAUGGAUAUUGAUAGACGUCUACAACCAAAUCCAACAAUUAGAGACACACUUGAGGCUAUUAUUAAGGUUCUCUUUUGUUUAAAUUAA